AUGAAUGCUGCCGUAGAAGAAAAUGUGCCUAGCACAUCGUCUAAGCCAACACCAUCGCCCGUGAAAAAAAAUAAAAAAGGAAAGUUUGUCGGAACCAGUCAGAAAACACUUAUUAUUAAUUUGUACAAAAAGUAUCUACUGGAACAACCAACAAUGAAAUACAUCGAUCUAAUGAUGUCGUUGUCGACUGAUACGGGGUUCGGUUUACGCACAAUAAGAAGUACUGUUAAGGAGUAUAAAGAAACAGGAGUAGUGUCCUCACCAAACAAAAAAAAAAUACGAUCUACAGUUAUUGAAAAAAUUGAUGAUUUCAAUAAGAACGCGAUUCGCCAAAAAAUACACAGCUUUUGGUUCAGACGAGAAAUACCUACACUGAUGAAAGUUUUGGCGGUUAUUAACGAAGAUUCUGAACUUCCAAAUCUAUCUCGUAGUGGUUUGUAUCGGUUGUUAGCUGACUUAAAUUUCGAAUUCACUAAAAGAAAUAGAAAUAGUGCAUUAACAGAGAGGAAUGAUCUGAUAUUAUGGCGUAGACGUUUUAUCCGAGAUAUAAGACGUUAUAGAAAUGAAGGUCGAACAAUUUAUUUCUUAGAUGAGACUUGGGUAAAUGCCGGGGAGUGUACGAACAAAGUAUGGGUCGACAACACCGUAAAAUCGUGCCAUGAUGCAUUCAUAAAAGGACUAACGACUGGGGCCAAGAAUCCUACAGGUAAAGGCAAACGAUUAAUUGUUCUACAUAUUGGUUCAUCUAACGGUUUCGUCGAGGGUGGUCUGCUGUGUUUUGAAUCAAAAAAAAAUUCAGCCGACUACCACGACGAAAUGAAUGGUGAUUCAUUUUUUGAAUGGUUUUGUAGAGUCUUACCUCUAUUGAACGAAAAUUCUGUGAUAGUGAUGGACAAUGCGUCGUACCAUUCAGUGAAAAAAGACCCAAUACCAACAAAGUCUUGGACAAAAAAUAAAAUCAUUCAAUGGUUGCAAGACAAGAAUGUAGAGAUUGACAAAACAUGGCUCAAAAUUGAACUGUUAGACAAGGUUCAACAGUUUCAACCUGUUAAUAAAUACGUCAUUGACGAAGAAGCAAAAAAAUAUAAUAAAAUUGUCCUACGUUUACCACCGUACCAUUGCGAAUUAAAUCCAAUUGAAUUAGCAUGGUCGGUGGUAAAAAAUCACGUGAGGCAGAACAAUUCUACGUACAAAUUGAGUGAUGUACGGCAAUUGUUGAUAGAUGGAGUUAAAAAAGUUUCUCCGGAAAUGUGGGCCAAUUUUGUAAAACACACCAUCGCAGAAGAAAACAAGAUGUGGGAUAUUGAUUGUAUUUCAGAAGAAAUGUUAGAAGAAAAUCCUUCAACCACUCAUGUACUAACAAUAACAGGGGAGACAACUUCGGAUUCCGACUAA
Rhopalosiphum maidis (corn leaf aphid) is the source of this 1395-nucleotide messenger RNA. RefSeq lists its product as uncharacterized. The coding region runs from base 1 to 1395 and encodes 464 amino acids. The record is from RefSeq and is a predicted model, not a curated record. The transcript has 2 exons. Lineage: Eukaryota; Metazoa; Arthropoda; Insecta; Hemiptera; Aphididae. Gene Ontology annotation, molecular function: nucleic acid binding.